ACAGUAGCAUCAAUAUUGCCCUUUAGCCCGUACAUAGGAGACCAAACGUGCUCCUCGACGUCGAGCAGUUUGUUGAUGCUCAUAGUACACUGCCGCCCAUUUCGCUCCCGAACAACGGCGUCGGCUUGGGGGGAGGCGCAGACAAAGAUCUUGGCCCAAGCUUGCAGCUCAGGCAACUUGCUGCUCAUGUGCUCCUUGACCUCUUCGCACGUUGAAUUGAUUUCCAGUAUGGUCUCCAAGUGGCUUGGCAGGAGCGUUUCAAUCGUUUCCAAAAGAAAGGGUGUAUCCCACUUAUUGGCCUUCAUGGCUUCUUGGAAGAGUUCGUGCAGAAGCGUGCCGUACAACAUUGGUGCAUUGGCUCUGCUCGUCGCUUUUACACGAUCCUGA
Molecule: messenger RNA, 387 nt
Organism: Bipolaris oryzae ATCC 44560
Lineage: Eukaryota; Fungi; Ascomycota; Dothideomycetes; Pleosporales; Pleosporaceae
Exons: 1
Source: RefSeq, a predicted model, not a curated record